Messenger RNA from Astyanax mexicanus (Mexican tetra), 1405 nucleotides. It is a transcript of the gene lbx1b, whose product is annotated as ladybird homeobox 1b. NCBI's taxonomy places the organism in Eukaryota, Metazoa, Chordata, Actinopteri, Characiformes, Acestrorhamphidae. Gene Ontology annotation, molecular function: DNA-binding transcription factor activity, RNA polymerase II-specific; DNA binding. The transcript is spliced from 2 exons. The record is from RefSeq and is a predicted model, not a curated record. Gene Ontology annotation, biological process: regulation of DNA-templated transcription. The coding region runs from base 283 to 1110 and encodes 275 amino acids.
AAUGGAACUCAGAGUGAGACACUCACACUGCACUGCUAAGGAGUCCAGAAGUGAGACCAGUUAAACCAGUGCAAGACUUCUGAAUAUCUGGAGAUACCAGCUGCCAGUAGCCACAUACAUUCUUUAGUGACUUUUUAAGACCUUGCUCUUAGCUGUAAACAUCUCAGGACCAUCUCAGGACCAUCUCAAGAACAUCUCAAGACCUUUCAGCAUCCAGAACCAAGUCUACUUUCCUUUACGUUCUUCCAACUUCGAAACCAUCUUCCUUGCCUUGGACGUGGAAUGGCGUCCACUGAGGUCCUCCGAGUUUAUCAGGUGAUUCAUCACAAGACCAGGAUGCCCAGAUCUUCUGACCACGUCCCUCCAAAGCCCCUCACACCCUUCAGCAUCGCCGACAUCCUCAGCAAGCCGUCCAUCAAGCCAUCCAUACCGAGAGUUGGCACCUGCAGGGGCGUCAGCUGGAGCGUGAAGGUGCGAGGCCGGAGUUCAGGAACCCCUCAGGAGCCUUCAGCCCUCAGCGCCCUCCAGGAGCUCACCAACAACACCUUCAGAGCCAUGGAGCUGGUCACCACCGCGGCGCCACCAGCGGGAGGUAAAGAUGAACUCGCUCUUGUCGCUCAGAGGAUCCACCCGAAAAAGCGCAGAAAGGCCAGAACGGCGUUCACCAACCACCAGCUGUGUGAGCUGGAGAAGCGCUUCCUAUUCCAGCGGUACCUGUCCCCCGCGGACCGGGACCGGAUAGCGCAGCAGCUGGGCCUGACCAACGCUCAGGUCAUCACCUGGUUCCAGAACCGCCGGGCCAAGCUGAAGCGGGACCUGGACGAGAUGAGAGCGGACGUGGAAUCCACCAGAGCCCUGGGAAGCACAACCGCCCUGCCUGACCUGCAGAGGAGCGGAGACGGGGCCAGGGGCCCCUCAGGGCCAGAGGCCCCUGAGACCUCUCAGCUGGACCACGGGAAGAAAUUGGCGCACAAAUUGAGCCUGGCCCCUGCGCUGGCCUUCUCAGACCACACAAGUCAACACAGCUCUGGAGAACACGACGACGACGAUGAUGAUGAAGAUGAUGCUCAUAAAGAAGAUGAAGAUGUGGAGAUCGAUGUAGACGACUGACAGAGAGACACAGCAAAAUUAAAGCCUGAAAGACUUUGUGUGAAAUUGUUUAUUGUUUUAAUAUGGAGCAGUUUUUAUUUUUUAAACUAUGGAUUUUAAAUAUGUUUCUAAUAGUAAGUGAUUUUAUAUGGUAUUAGAAUACAAAUCAGUAUUUUUGUAAUAAAUAUGUUAAUGAUAAUAAUAAAUCAGGUAAACAAAUGAAAAAGUGUUUUAUGAGUAUUUAUAGGAGAUACAUUUUUUCCAAAGGAUUCUAUUUUGACACAAAAAUACAAAAUAAAAGCCCUAUGAACUACUG